AUUGAAGUUGUGUACAUGUCGAAAGUUUUAAUAGUAAUGCACGAUGGUAGUACCGUAAAUAUACUUGUCAUGUGCAACGCGGAAAGGAUUUGACCUAAUGUAAACGGGCCCAGAAUAAUGCCACUAUUUGGUAAAAAGGACGACAGAGGUAUUGACUACAAAUCUAGGUUGGAGCAUAAACUAUAUUUGGCUCGUGAAAAUCCGGAGCCAGUUUUCGAUUUGUCCGAUUGUGCGCUGAAACAUGUGCCAUCCGGUGUCUACACGCUCUGUAAAGUGUUCAGGAAAGAAGCGCUUUAUAUGCAGGACAAUCAUUUGACAUCUCUAUCUGGAGGAGGGAAUCUGGCUGACCUUUCACUUCUGCAAGUGCUGGAUCUUCAUAACAAUUCUCUUUCAAAGUUACCAGAUGACUUAAGGCAUCUACAAAACCUUAGGGUUUUGAAUCUCAGCAGAAACUCCUUAAAACAGCUUCCUGCCACUGUAUCUGAGCUCAAAUUAUUAAAUACAUUGGAUGUAUCAAACAAUAGACUGAAAGAUAUUUUAUGUGAGUUCAAUGAACUCAGACAUUUGGAAUCUUUGGAUGUUCGGGGAAAUAAAUCACUGUCUAAGCUGCCAACCUCCCUUGGACAUUGUGUACAUUUGAAAAAGUUAUUAGCAGAUACAGACUCCUUAAGAUACCCACCUCCCAACAUAGUACAACAAGGAACUACAGCUGUUGUUACAUUUCUGUCACAAGAGUGUGGUUUAGAAUAUAUACCACCAAGUGAAUCCGAGCCUGAUAGUGGCAUACCAACAGUGACUGAAAGUGAUGACAUAGACUGGGAAUUCCAGGAGCAGAAACGAAGAGAAAUGCUGGAGCUUGAGAGGAGUAUAGAGGAGCAACAGAGAAAAGAAUUAGAGCUUCAAAAUGUUAUGAGAAUUUCCAAAGAAAAAUUGCUGGGAGAUUUACUGGAACAACAGAUCAGACUAGAAGAUGAGAUUCAGCGUGCUCACCGAGAGCGUGAAUCAGAAAGACGACGUUUAAUUGAACAUUUGCAAACAGUUGAGCAAACAACAGAUCAUAUGAUUUCUCAACUGCUGUCAUUAAGUGCAAGCGAAGCUAAUGUGGAGCAUUUGCAGCAUCUCUUAGAGAAAGAACGACAGCAAGAAGAGCAGCUUUUAAAUUUACGACAAGAGGAGUAUCAGCACCUGCAUCAACAGGAAAUACUUAAUGCAAUGGAGGCACUGCUAGAAGAAGAAGGGAAACAUGAACAGAAGUUGAGGGAGUAUGAGCAAGACAGAGCUGAGACAACUCGCACAUUGUUGAGCCAGGAACUGGAAAAUAACGAGCAGCUGCUGAGCUUAUUGUCAAACCAGGAUCAGAACAAGAAUGAGCUCUUGAGAAGAUUGCACAAAGAUGAGGAGUUGCAACGUGCAGCUGUUGGGGCCCUGUUGGAGCGAGGUGAUGCACGCUCAUGGGGGCUUGUGCAGCAAGUGGCUAUUGUAAGCUCCCAGCUAAGUGCACUUACUGCCCUUGAACUGGAACGCAGGCGUCUUGAUGUAGCAGAGCAUGUGGCUGAAUUAAGUGAGAAGCGGAAAGCACUUUCUCACUUGCUUGUAAAACUGAUGGGCCAGCAAGAAGAGCGGCGUAAACAACUUCUCCGAACCUUGAAUGAAAUGGAGCGUCGAAGGCCACCAGACAAAGAGUCUCAAGCUGACUUCUGGCUAAUGCAGUAUCAACGGCUGCUUGAUUCACGACCACCAAGUCUUGUUGAUCUGGAACGUAAUUUAGAUCCAGCUUUGGGACAUCAUCUUGUAAUGGCUGGAGUUGUUCACUGUUUGCCCUUUUUGUCAGAAUGGGUACAUGACACAAAACGCCUUGAGGAACUGACUGAUUAUGACCUUAUUCAGGCUGGCAUUAAAUCAUCAGAAGAUCGAGCAGCCAUUAAAAAAGCCACAAUGGAAUACUUGCAAGAGAAAACAAGUAAUACAUCAAGUGUGGAGCCUCAAGAUGUGCCAUCAGCCCCAUCUCUUCCAGAGACAGAAACGCACAAUAUGGAUGCUGAAUGUGUAGUUUGUCUAGAUAGACAGAGUGACAUCGUAUUUGUCUCAUGUGGUCAUAUGUGCUGCUGCAGUAUAUGUUCCAAUCCACUAACAGAAUGUCCGAUGUGCCGAAGCAACAUCGUGCAGAAGCUGCGUGUUAUAAUGCCAUAA
Messenger RNA from Schistocerca americana (American grasshopper), 2190 nucleotides. Its product is annotated as E3 ubiquitin-protein ligase LRSAM1-like. The coding region runs from base 118 to 2190 and encodes 690 amino acids. The record is from RefSeq and is a predicted model, not a curated record. Gene Ontology annotation, molecular function: protein binding. Lineage: Eukaryota; Metazoa; Arthropoda; Insecta; Orthoptera; Acrididae. The transcript has 15 exons.